Klebsormidium nitens is the source of this 2581-nucleotide messenger RNA. The record is from the annotation of a GenBank genome assembly. Lineage: Eukaryota; Viridiplantae; Streptophyta; Klebsormidiophyceae; Klebsormidiales; Klebsormidiaceae.
GCCAAAAGCUGUUCAGGUGAGGGAAAGCGACGUUUGAAAAGGGCGCCAUGUUGAGGGCGACUUGCAUGGGGCAACUCGAGCAAUGCUCAUUGCAUCCAGAAAACUCCUGAGAAGUUGUUGGGAUGGCCUGAUAGGGUGGUCAUUGAGCUGCCCCUGGUGGUAGUGGUGGUCAUCAAUCGUUGACGUCCCAUGCGAGCCGUAUACUUCUUGCUCCCUCAGCACUGACACCAUGUCAAGCGGACAAGAGGGUGGUGGCCUAGAAACCUCGCAAGCAAGCAGAACUUAUCAGCCUUCACUAGAUUGGGACAAAGGCGUGUCUCAGUACCUGGCCAAAGCAUUUGGCGAGGAGCGCUUGGCGGCUAUUACCAGGGCGCUUUGCCACCCUUCCAAGACAUCGUGCCUGCGUGUGAACACACUCACCACCACCAGCCAAGAAGUGAUAGCACGCCUGGAGCAAGAAUGUCGAACACAACAAACAGGAAGUGGCGUGGAGGGACAAGCUGCAUUCCGUUGUUGGGAGCAUGAUCUAGUGCCAGGGGUUGUGAUGGUCGCCGGAUGGCCCCAUACUGUAGAUUACAGCGACAAAGAUGGAUUGCCCCUGAAAGAGGUGCUUGUGAGCAGGAAGUGCGGUGAAGCCGUUCUGAGGGGGGCAGAAGUCUUUGUCCCUGGAGUCCUGGCCUGCGAGGCUGCCAUCAACGCAGGCGACGAGGUCGCUGUCUCCGUGCACGUCGAGAGCCUCUUCCCCGCCCCGACACGCGGCACCACUCUCGGCAGCUCUCACGACGCCGCCACUCCCUCCCGGGACCGCUGGUUCAUUGGGCGGGGCCGAGCGCUCCUUUCCCGCGCCGCGAUCUUCCGUCAGGAGCAGGGGAUCGCGGUGGAAAUGGUGCACAGAGUGUAUUCACACCCGUCGCUGUAUGACCUGACGACGCAGUGGGCGGAAGGGGUGUUCCUGCAGCAUUUGCCCAGCGUGGUCGCCGCUUGUGUGCUCGGUCCGAAGCCUGGCGAGCGCAUCCUCGACAUGUGCGCGUCUCCUGGGGGAAAGACCACCGCGAUUGGCAUUCUCAUGAAGAACAAGGGGGAGAUCAUUGCGCUGGAUCGUUCCCAGAGCAAGGUACAGCAGAUUGAGAGGCUCGCGAGCCAGAUGGGGCUGACCUGCAUCAAAGCGUUCAAGAUGGACGCCACGUUGUGCGUCCGAGAGCCGGCCAAACCGGACAGCGUUGCUGGCAUGGCAGUCAGUGAUUCUAAGGAAGCGGGGCGCAAAAAAGUAUCGGAAACGGUGGAAGAAAAUGGUGAAAUAGACGGGAUACCAACUCGACCAGAGCCAUGCACUUCUGAAGAACUCAUCGAUGGUGGCCUUGAGAAUAGGACGGACAGCUCCUCGAACGGUGUUGCAGAACCGGAGAGCGCGGGCGAGACUGGCCUUGCUGCGGAGUGGCGGUUAGCGGAGGUGCCAGUUGGAGUGGACGGAAAGGAAGGAUCGGCCGAUAGGAGAAAUAGUAGCGAAGAAGCUGAGCUAGGGUCUAGCCAGGCGCUGAGUAAACAACUUGACCCAGAGAGGAGGCAUGCUAAUUGUGCCAUCGAAUCGCGAGAAGUCUCGCCUGGGGAUUCGCCUAGUAUUAGAAUAGUACAAACUGGACAGACAAAUCCAAGGGAGAGUAGCGUACAUUCGAAGCCGGACAACACGGGCGAUGAAACGGGAAACAAUUACCGAGGGGAAACUUACGAAAGCGGAGAGCCUUGCCACAAGCAUGCCGUCUCAGGAAGCGCGGACGUCCGAGUGGCCACUGAUCCUGGCCAUUCAGAACCCGGUCCAAGCCCCCAGGCGGAACCGGCCAACGUGAGAGCAGAUUCUAUCACACCUCCAACCAUCGAAUCUCUGAACACUUCCAGCGCGCCUAGAGUGUGCGACCGCCGGGGCUCAACGCUCGAGAAGCGAGCUCAGCGGAAAGAAGCACGCUGGCUGCGGUCCAAUCAGAAGAGCGCCAAGCUCGACAAGCUGGAGCCCGGGAGCUUCGACCGGGUGCUGCUGGACGCGCCGUGCUCCGCGCUGGGGCUGCGGCCGCGGCUGUUCGUGGGCGGGGUCACUUUGCAAUCUCUGCGUCAAGACGGAGUGUACAAGCGGCGCUUCUUGGACCAGGCGGUUAAGUUAGUCAAACCCGGGGGGUUUAUUGUGUACUCAACGUGCACGCUUAACCCCGGGGAAAACGAAGCACUCGUCCGGUAUGCCCUCGAAACGUACCCGUGCCUUCGCCUCGUGCCGCAAGAGCCACGGCUUGGAGGUCCGGGACUGGUUGGUGGUGGUGACGUCUUUGACGGUACAGGUUACAGGGAAUGGCUGCGGGAGGGGGAGCAAAACUCGGUCCAGCGAUUCGACCCAGAUGGACCGUUGGAUACUAUUGGUUUCUUCAUUGCCAAGUUUCAGAAAUCUGGAGCCCAAACUUGACUCUAAGAGCUCCAUGAACGAUUGUACGAGGACAGCAAGGAUUUGCCGUUGCACGUUGCUUACAUAGGAUUUGUAGUUGAAAGCAUUUGUGCAGACAAAGUUAUAGCUCGAUGGUAUGUGCCCACUCAUCCUUUG